UCCGUCAGUAGGGGGCAGUAUAAGCCAGUAAACACCGGAUGUGCGGGACCAAAGCGCGCCAUUCGUCGAAGAAGCAGAAACUCCUCUUUCAUGGUGUGGUCAGACGCUAUCUGUGCCAAAAAGCACGGCAUUGCAGCUUGCCCCGUAAAAGACAUCGGUUCGUUUGUGCCCCAUUCGUGGAAAGGGUGACAAAGUAAAGUCUCAACUCGGCGGUACUGUCGAUAUCAAAGCAAGGUGCCACAGAAGGGUCCACGCUGAAGUGAACAUCCAUUCUCGGUUUCAUUAUGGAUCAAAAAUAUCGUCCAAAGCCUCUGAAAUCCAGCCCGGGCGUCGGUUUAAGCACUGGCGGGAUCUGCUUUUGCUGUGAGCAGAUCUUUUCCAGUCGGACAUUUUUGGAGGAGCACAUCUGCCCCUCUGCAAAUCACAUCUGCUCCUGCGGGACCGAGUUCAGCAAAUAUGCCGAUAUGCUGAUCCACAACAGUACUCACGAACCGGGACAGCAGGUGCUGGAUCACGAAACGAUAAGAAAGCGCAGAUUUCAGAAGCACAUUGAAGAAGAGGAGAAGCUGAAACGAUUCAAGUCAGGUCAAGUCGUCUGGAAUUCACAAAAAGCGGAUGGUGGUCCCACAACUUCUUUGGGGCAGCGAUCACUACAAGCACCUGGGGCAUCCGCUUCCUUGCUUCCAAAUCCCAAGCGCCCCGCGCAGAUUUCCCAAGUGCCUGCCUUGAAUCCGUCGUCAUCCUUGUUCUCAAAGCCUCGCCAAAAAGGAAUAGACAUGAAAAACAUGUUUUCCGGGGUAGGCUCACCAACAGUGGAUCUUUGGACACUAUACCAACCUGUGGUGUUGGUGCAGACAGUCCGCAAGUUUAACAAGUGGAAGCCGUACACUUGCGCUAAAUGCGGCGAGGGCUUCAUCACUAAGCGCACGCUUAUUUCUCACGCUAGCAUCCACGUCACGGAUAAAGUUUCCGGCUGUAUUGGAUGUGGGAUGCUGCUUUGCAGCAGAAAGUUAGUGCCUCGCUUCCAUGAUUGUAACUCCCCCAUCACUCAGACCAAAUUGAAACUUGUCACGGCCAGGCCGCUCAAUUACAAGAGCCCUAUUCCGUCAAUCGACCUGACUCAGGAGUCGCCGAGGCAUCACCUGACGUCCGCCGUCAACAGGAACAAAAGCAGCCAGGUGCUUCAAGUCACUUCAGCUCUGCAGUUGAAAAAUCUAAACGUCCGAACAUACAGCAGAUCCGCUCAGGGACCUCACGCCUCUAUGUCCCAGCAGAUGAAAAAGCAGAAUUCUCUCGUCAACGCGCCUCAUAACACAUAUGCGUCCAUCAAAAGCAAUUGGAAGCAUUCUUCCACAUCUGCAGCGAUGAGCUUCCUCAGCCAACCAAUGCAAACCCCCUCAGAUGGAAAUGAGUUCAAAUGUCGAGUGUGUUACAUCCCCUUCGAAAGCACCAUGCAGCUCCAGAGGCACAAGUGUGCCAAAGCCAAGGAGUUCAUGGCCAAACACGGGCGGCUCGGCAAGCUCAUCAAGCCCAGGCGCGUCAACGUGAUGCCGGUUCCUAAUCCUGACGUCACUCAGGUCAACGGUGAGAGAAAUUGCACGUUCCCAGUCGGCGGCACGAAAGAACAGGUCAGCGCCGACAAGGGGGAAGGUGCUGCUGAUGCGGACGCAGGAGGGGAUCUGGAAGACGAUUGUUACAUUGUGGAAAGCCAACCAGAGAAACCUGCUGAAGUGAUCUACCAGGUUACCUCAUCUGUCCCAAUUAAAACUUGACCAGUAUACAUGUCCAACAUUGAGCUAUUAUUGGCCCAAAUAUCAUCUGGUUGUGUCCAUUCCAAAGGAAUAUCCUGUUUUCUGACACUUUUUGAACUUUUAAAAAUCCUUGUAUGCGUGUAGAUUGGAUAGAACUAAAUAUGCAUUUUAAAUUUGCUGGACCCACACUAAGACAAACAUCCACCAAAAAAAGUUAUGUAUAUUUACCAGUGUAUUUAUACUUUCAAGUUAUGAUGAUGAUGGAUUAUGUGAUCAAAAUGUGUGUGGUUGCACCAUGUUUCAAUACAGCAGCAAGGCAAUGUAUAAUAGUUUUCUUGUUCUUUUCUUUCCUAAAUAUGUUUUAGCGUUAUCCGAAUGUGUUAGGUUGUAUGAAUUCACCUCCAUGGCAUACUACUUCCCUCUGUUGUAUUUCAAAUAAACAUGUAUUAAAAUAUAUUUUCAAAUUC
Nerophis lumbriciformis (worm pipefish) is the source of this 2218-nucleotide messenger RNA. RefSeq lists its product as uncharacterized. Gene Ontology annotation, biological process: regulation of transcription by RNA polymerase II. Gene Ontology annotation, molecular function: DNA-binding transcription factor activity; RNA polymerase II cis-regulatory region sequence-specific DNA binding. NCBI's taxonomy places the organism in Eukaryota, Metazoa, Chordata, Actinopteri, Syngnathiformes, Syngnathidae. The record is from RefSeq and is a predicted model, not a curated record.